Messenger RNA from Anolis carolinensis (green anole), 4176 nucleotides. It is a transcript of the gene cdca2, whose product is annotated as cell division cycle associated 2. NCBI's taxonomy places the organism in Eukaryota, Metazoa, Chordata, Lepidosauria, Squamata, Anolidae. The transcript is spliced from 13 exons. The coding region runs from base 251 to 2818 and encodes 855 amino acids. The record is from RefSeq and is a predicted model, not a curated record.
GAAAAGGGUGGGAGAGGUUCGGUCACGUGAGACACAAAACAGGCCAGAAUUUAAGGGAAGCGGGAAAUAAGAAUAAUAAAAUGCUUCAUUUGAGAGAAGGCGGAGGGAUACGUAGUUUCCUUGCGGGUGAGGAGGCUUGUUUGAACGGAGAGCGCGAGAAAGAGGCAGUCGAGCUGAGGCAGGCGGAGGGAGAGGAUGUCUUAGCUGAAGGUGCUUUACUGAGGCAAGCUGUUCCUCGCCAAAGGCCUCAAUGGCAAGUUUGUCCACACACAACACGUGCGCCUCCCCAAAGAGGCCCAGCGCCGUGGAAAGGCCCACCUAUUUGACCCCUCGCCAGAGUGGACUGGGACCAAAACAAGGCCUUGAAAGCACUGCAAAGCCUCUCGAUUUCUCUACUCUGACAGCAGCUGAUUUUGGCAUUACCCCGGAGUCGUUUACAAAACAAACGAAAGGACAAUCUAAGAAUGUUUUAAACAAACUCGGGCGUCGAUCAACAAUUGGAAUUCGGGGGUCACCAGAAAAUAAUUCUCUUAUCCGGUACAUUGCUUACCAACGGCGAGCAAGGAAGCAAGACGCCUUGCUGCAGGCUAGCCCUUUUACCCAUCAGAACACUUUUCUAAAGGAUAAAAUCGCUGCCUUCCAGUCGUCUUUUAAGUCACCUGAGGAAACUGAGGAAAGACAAAUCCAUGUAGCUGAAACCUCUAAAGAAAUCAAUGCAGGACCACAUGAAGAAUUGGAAGAGGACCAGAACUUGCCAUUAGUAUGUGGAACACUUACUUUUGAGGAAAAUACAACAGUUAAAUCUUUAAAUGGAGGGAAAACUUCCCCUGAUAUACAAGAACACAAUAUCGUGUCACCAUCAUCAAAGCCUUUCCACACUGACACAGGUGAAACUACAAAGGCACUCCCUGGCUUGCUAGCAAGUAGUGCAAAAUCUGGAGGCAUGAUUUUGAAAACUACACUAUGUAAGGGCGUAUCAAGGACUCCAUGUGGUAAGCAGUUCUCACAUGCCAGUGACGAAGUAAACCAGAGUGCUACAAUUCAGAAGAACUGUAAGAAAGUUAGAUUUGCAGAGCAACAAAGCUUGGAAUUAUUUGAUGAAACCAAGCCUCCUGUCACACCUGUGCAAAGAAAUCGUUUGUCUUUCUGUUCUGCUCAUCCUGUUUUGAAGAAAAGACGAGUAGAAACUGGAGAUAAGGAAGUUGGCAUUGAACACCAUCUUGAGCACAUUUAUGAUACAAAGGAUGAAUUUUCAGCAGAUCCUGGCAGUACAGCUAAUGAAAGAACUACCAAAUCAGAUGAAGUAAUUAUAAAGAAUGAAGAUCUAGACUCUGAUGAUAUUCCAUUACAUAAAAAAAGAGUUCUACUCAGUUCUUCAGUUUCAAGAGGAAGUUCUCCAAACAUGAGUCCUGAGAAGGAAUCCUUUUCCCAAUCAGAUGUUGAUCGCAAUGAUAAUCAAGAAGCAUCAAAAGGUACAGAAAGCGCUGCAGACGAUCAUCUGGAAGAAACAAGCAAACAUUCUUUUCACAUCCAAGAUCCUGCACGUAGAAUAACGAGAUCGUCUGCUAUAAAUCAGCAUUACAGCAAAAUAGAAGAAACAGAUUUUACCCUUGCAAGCAAAAUGCAAAUCAAGAAUUCCAAACACAAAGCCAAUAAAAUUCAAAAGACUGCACCUGAAGCAAAAUCUGUUCAGAAAAAGAAACCAGCUGCUAAAUGCAGGGUUUUUGGAAAGAGGAGAAAGAGAAAAAAGAAGCAAAAAGCAUUGUAUGGACAGCGAGAAACUGCAUCAAAGACACCUCUUUUGAGUCCAAUUCUUGAGGUGACAGAAGAUAUCUCAUUUGGGUCAUCUUAUCAGCACACACCCGAGUCAUGCAUUUCAAUCUUUGAUUCUGUCUUAGAUGAUUCCAUUUUGAGUGACCUUCGUGGAGAAUCUGAGAAUGGAAGAGAUGAAAACAGUUGCAUCCUGCGUAAUGAUAGCGAAGAUGGUGACUCCCUGCAUUCUAGUCUGUGCCUUUUAAAGGAAUUGGACAUGUCAACCUCAUUCUCGCCGCUUGCAGAUGAUGAUGCAAAUGUUUUGAAAAAUAUGCUUCCCUUGGAGUCACCUAAACAAAAAUCUCCUAAGAAAUUGAAGAUUAUCUUAAAUGAAAAGGAAGAGGCUUUGAAUAGUGACUAUAGUUCAGGAAUAGCGAAGAAGCAGCAGAAACAUGAGAUCCUACACUCACCAAGAGCUGAAGGGACUGCACUUUUUAGCGUAGAAUCUGCAGCCCAAUUAGGGAGUGAGAGUGGCAGCAUGAACCGCAACAAGAUUCCAAAAAGAAAAUGUAGAAGACAAAGCUUUCAUCUUCUAAAUCAUUCUGAAACACCUGGAAACAUUCACAGUAUUCCUGAAGGCAAUAUGGAAGAGCUUUCCCUUGCACCAGCUGACUCUGAACUCUUACAUAGCAUACAAUGCAGUAUAGAGGCCUCCUUCAGUAGUACCUCCAGAAGGGUGAGGCGCAGCAUGAGAAGGGAUAAAAAUGCAGAAAAGGAGGGACUGGCCUGGAUUCAGAUACCUGAUUCAGCCUGCGGCAUCAAGAGAAGACUGUCCUCCAUUCCUCAAGAAUCGGAGCUGCUUCCUCAAAAGGAAGCCAUUAGCAUCCAGUUGCCCUUCCUGAUGAGCGAAGAGCAGGAAAAUGCUCAUGUUCCAACUGGCCCUUAUAAGGUAAAGAAAAGGAAGAGCAUUGGCGUGCUCAGUGCUAAAGAAAACAACAAUGUUGUCUUGAAGGCCCAGAGAAGCAGAAGAGCGAGUCUUGGAUACAAAAGCGAUUACUGCUAUUGAAAGGAAAGGAGCACAUUUAAAAAAAAAAUAAUUUAAGACUAUCCCUAUUUGAAGGGGGAAGGUUAGCCAGAUAUGAGAAAUGAAACCGGAAUAAUUUGGAUUUUUGAAAAAGGUUAAGGAAAUCAUUAUUGAUGCUGCACAGAGAAAAUGUUGACAAAAAGUGCAUGCACUAAGAAGAAAAAUACAGAAGGGAAAUAAAGGAUACACAUGAUGGAAGUUUUAAACAUAUAGUUUAUUGCAUAUAGCUGAUAAAAUUCAGACUUAAGUUUUUGGACUGGCAUCUAAUGUUUCCUUAUUCAGAAGAAUAGUGUCAGAGAACUGAUUGUCAGCUGGUAAUAGCAAAGAAAUGACAAUGGGAAAGUCUCAGCUCAUGUAGGUUUCAUAUGACAUGCACAGAAUUCUGUGCACAUUUAAUUUUGGGCUAAAUUGCUCUUUUGAAAGGGCUUGUUCACCAUUCAACCUAAAACGCUAGCAUUGGGAUUAGGUUGAUUAAUGUCUCUCUCAAAUAUACACACCUCUGGGGAGUUUUUAAAAAGAACUUUUAUUGUUCCAAAUUAGUCUUCGCUAUUGGGAGAGUUAAAAUAUAUAAGCUUUGAAAUUAUUGUUAAAAGUGGUAAAAUGUUUAAUGGGGUGAGAUUCUUCAUACACCAACUUGCUAUAUUUUUAAAAAUUAAAGUUGUAUAUUAAUCUACUGAUGUGUAUAUAAAAUGGUGUUUACCACUGCCCAGAAAAUUGGUUUUCUGUUCCUGUCACUGAUCACUGCAAUAGCUUAUAAGAAAAUUUUAUUGCAUACAUUGUAGAAUUAAAAUCUCAUUUUCAUUUCAAAAGUCUUGGCUUUUUAUAAUGACCUAUUGAGUAUAUUUUCUUUCUUGAAUUUGUUCUGUCUAAAUAUUUUAUGGUCUAUCUUUAACAUAGGCAACCUAUAUCUUUCUAAACUUGGACAGUUUAAUUUCAAGUUGAAAUUUUCUUUUCAAGGCUUGUAUCUCCAGUGUAUCAGAAGAGGGCAGUAUGGCAUGCCUUUUAAAAAAGAGAUGUGGGUUUUUUUGAGUUGUCUUGUAAAAGGCACUGUAUAUCUAAAUCCUCUUUCUUGAAGUUAAAAUAAAGUAACAACUGAAUGUAAAAGUGGCAGUAGUUGGGAAACCAAUCCAUCAAAUGUUAGUUUUUAUUGUAACUCCAUUGAAAUAAAUGAGACUUAAUAAUAAUUUCAAUUGAAUUUUCAGCAAAUGCUAAACUUCGCCCAGCUCUUUUGGUUUCAGAGGCAGAAUCUGAAUCAGUCUUACCUGUUAUUGAAAUCUAUGAUGGUACAAACUAUAUUAUCAAUACUCUGACCAAACAAAAUAAACUUUUUGUGUGCCUGA